CCGACCCGGCGACGCCGCUAGCUCCCGCGAUGAGCACUGCCGAGGCCGACCGCUGGGCGUGGCUGCUGGUGCUCAGCUUCGUGUUUGGGUGCAAUGUGCUCAGGAUCCUCCUCCCGUCCUUCUCCUUCUUCAUGUCGCGGGUGCUGCAGAAGGACGCAGAGCAGGAGUCCCAGAUGCGAGCGGAGAUCCAGAGCAUGAAGCAGGAGCUCUCCACCGUCAACAUGAUGGACGAGUUCGCCAGAUAUGCCAGGCUGGAGAGGAAGAUCAACAAGAUGACGGACAAACUCAAAACUCAUGUGAAAGCACGGACAGCUCAGUUGGCGAAGAUAAAAUGGGUUGUAAGUGUUGCCUUCUACAUAUUGCAAAUUAGGAAGAAACAGCAAGAAGUUGUGGGCUUUUUGGAAGCUAAUAAAAUUGAUUUUAAGGAGUUCGAUAUUGCUGGAGAUGAAGACAACAGGAAGUGGAUGAGAGAAAAUGUUCCUGGAGAGAAGAAACCUCAGAAUGGGAUUCCGCUGCCUCCUCAGAUCUUUAACGAGGAGCAGUAUUGUGGGGAUUUUGACUCUUUCUUUUCUGCAAAAGAAGAGAAUAUUAUUUAUUCCUUCCUUGGCUUGGCUCCCCCUCCAGGCUCAAAGGUGACAAAGUCGCCUGAGGGAGCGUCUUCCCUUCCUGAUGGUGAAGUGGCAGGAGAGGCUCAGAGCACCACAGAGGGAACAGAGAAGGCUGAAGAAAGUGGAGAACACAAGGCACAAGAAGAGGGUUAUGAAGAUGCAGGCGACCCUGCUGGAUCCCAAGAGAAGGAUGAAGAAGAGGGAGAGACAGCAGCGGAAGAGACGAAAGAAGUAGCCGCGGAGGGAGCAGAAGGGGAAGCAGAGGGAGAGGAAGCUGAAGAAGAGGAACCAGGAGAAGAAGGAGAAGGAGACGAGGAAGAAGAGUCUUAGGCCUGUUCGUGCUCUGCUUUUCCACUUGUCCAGGAAACCCAAACCAUGAAGCACCAUUUCAUCUGUCUCCCCACAAGCUGAAUUCAACGAAACGCUUUGGCCUGAAGCUAGCACACCUCUGUCAGGAUGUCCAGGGUUCACUGGGGAAUUGUAUGACAUGAUGCGAUUAGAUCUCCACACAUGUAUUUACUUAAUCAUAUCGACAUGAAAUCAAAUGUGAAGACAGCACUCACAUACCUUCACGGGCCUGACAUUUGUGGCCUUCGCUUAAAUUUUUUUUUUUUUUUGCUUUGCAUGAAUUGUCCUUCUCACUAAUACCCUGAAAAAAAAUUACAAAAUAUAGAACGUCUCUUUGUGAUAAGACAAAAGUGCCUUACGCUACUUUUCUCAGAAUUCGCUUUGAAGAUGAAGAACUUUCCAGAGAACAACCAUACAAAUAAAGCUGAAUAAGAAAUAUCUUGUCCCAAGGAGUGGGUUUCUUCGUUUCUAGUCUCUCCAUGUACAGGCUGGCUCAGUCUGUCUGUAGCGGGGCGGGGUGUAGUCCUGGAGCCUCCGCAGAACUUUUCUGUGUCGGCCGGGAUAGAUGCUUUUUGUUACAUCGAUUGUUUUGGCCCAUGUUUUCCGGUGACACCGACUGCCUCGUUAUGUCCUAGUUUGUAUUAUUCGCACCACUGUGUGUACCUUGUCUCCCAAGCCUUGUUUAAAUGUCGCUGCUGUCCACGUGUGUAGGGAUCUCGAGGCAGACAAAUAAAUUCGCCACCCCAGCGCCCUCUGCACGUUUCCACGCUGGAGGGAGUGGCAGCCUCUGCUUCUCCUGUACUGAUUGAUUCGCAGCCAUGACUGCUACGUGCAAAGCCUGUGACUGUAAUCUUGCCUCCUGAUGCUGAGUGUCUGUUUUCCAAGAGCUGGUCCAGCCCCUUGACGUGUUCACCAGGUAGGUCUGAAGCGUUUCUCUGCUCACCUGCUCCAUCUCAGUGUCUGAUAGCAUUUUUUUUCCCUUCCUCGUAAGGUUUGGCUGGCGUCUCGCCGCUCUGUGUGUGUGUGCUUCUCUGUGUGCUUUCCUUGCAGCCCGUAUUGCUCCUGUGCCACCAGAAGGGCCCUUCUCUGUGCUGUUUUCUUAAUUAAGGACAAUGCUGGCUGUCAGCUUGGAGCAGCCUUAACUUUUCCUCCGCCUAAGUCUGCCUAUCGAUUUUGCGGCUAAGCCUGUUGGUGUCACUGGGGAAUGCAGUCUCUGGUGGCUCACGGGAACUCUGGCAGACGGCUCUUUUCUGGUUACCCUGGUAACCAAAAGAGGCAUUUCGAAGAGAAUGAACAUUAUUUUGUUCCAAAAUGUUGAAGUAGACUCCUCUGAGGAAAUUUCGCUCCUUGUUAAAAAUAAGGUGAGAGACUGCAGUGGGAUGGAAAUCCGUAUGCUUAAAAUUUAGUUUCUACUUUGUACCGUCUUUCAUCAGAUUAUGUCCUGUGUAAAAAGCGUCGCAAUUUUAUAGCUGCUCCACACCCAAAUAGGCCUUAAGCAUUUGCUGUUGCUGGGGCUGACUUAUAGCUCUUGUGGUAGAGCAGGCUGGAGACAGAUUUAUUCAUCUAGAUGCCAAUUUUCCUCUUUUUUUUUUUUGUAUUUUUGAAUGAGAAUAAAUAUUUGUGCUAAUAAUAAGCAGAGUAAAUAACUUAUUUAAAUUAAUUAAUAAAUCACUUAAUUUAA
This is a messenger RNA of Budorcas taxicolor (takin), 2637 nucleotides long. RefSeq names its product SH3 domain-binding glutamic acid-rich protein-like. Bases 30 to 938 code for a protein of 302 amino acids. The transcript is spliced from 10 exons. The record is from RefSeq and is a predicted model, not a curated record. Gene Ontology annotation, biological process: tail-anchored membrane protein insertion into ER membrane. Lineage: Eukaryota; Metazoa; Chordata; Mammalia; Artiodactyla; Bovidae.